Molecule: messenger RNA, 1995 nt
Organism: Trypanosoma grayi
Lineage: Eukaryota; Euglenozoa; Kinetoplastea; Trypanosomatida; Trypanosomatidae
Product: signal recognition particle protein
Exons: 1
Coding region: 1-1995 (664 amino acids)
Biological process (GO): SRP-dependent cotranslational protein targeting to membrane
Cellular component (GO): signal recognition particle, endoplasmic reticulum targeting
Molecular function (GO): 7S RNA binding; ribosome binding; protein binding
Source: RefSeq, a predicted model, not a curated record
AUGAGUGACGUGGCAAAGUGGGAGAAGCAGCUGGAACGACUGCUAGCCGAGGGCGGUGAGUCGGCCAAGGUGAUCGCCGCGAUCGACAAGAUCCUCUCCGCGUCACCGAAGCACGUCUACGCGCUGCGCUGCAAGGUUGUCUGCCUGCUUCACCAGGACCGGCACGCGGCCGCUCUGGCGGUGCUUAAGCAGCUCGCCGCCGCUGAGCCGUCACUGCGGGACGCCUCGCAGGACUUCGCCUUCCAGCGGGCGUACUGCAUGUACCGGGCGCUCGACCACCACGCCGCGCAGGACGUGCUGCGCCGUGCCCCGCACACCGUCGAGCACGUGCCGUCGCAGCACCUGCUGGCGCAGCUGCACUACCACCUGGAGGAGUACGAAGCUGCUGCGGGCAUCUACGAGGCGCUUCUGGCGAAGGAGGCCUUCCGCGACGAGCAUGAGAAGACAGAGCUGCAGACGAACUACGCGGCAACAUGCGCCGCUAUCGACGCACGCAAAACACAAGCAAUAGUGCACGCGGCAGAUGAGAAAACAGCUGAUCUGUUGUACAAUGCGGCGACGGCGCUGCUUGAGAUGCAGGAUUAUUCCGCUGCGCUGCAAACACUGCAGCAAGCGGAGGCAUUAUGUGCACGGGCUCACCCGAAGAGCUCUCUGCGGUCAUUCCAAGACGCAUGUGCGAAAGGUGAUGUGGAGCUGCAUGCGCUGCUUGAUAACAGAAACUCACCCGAGCGGGCCUUCUUCAAUGAAGUUGCUGUCAUCUGGGUACAAAUGGCAUUUGUGCAAUACACUAUCCACCAUGAGGAGAAGGCGACUUCCCUGCUCGACGUGGUGCUUCGGCAUCGUCCAUCUUCGUCCGUAACUCUUGCUGUGGCGUCGAUCAACUGGGCUGCCAUUCAGCGCCACAGAGACUUCUUUGAUACACACCGCAAACUCAAGUCGGCGCAGAAUCCUGCAGUUAGCAGCAGGCUGACAUCGAGACAGCGCCUGCUCGUGCGAUACAACACAGCGAUGCUGCUAUUACAUACAAAGAAUUUCAAUGGUUUUAAGAGGCAAGUGGAGCUCAUCGCGAACGAGUAUCCUGAUUCAGAUCUCACACACUCCCUCAAGCUCGCGCUUGCCGUCCGCGAGAGUAAAAAGAAGCGGCAGUCUGAUGACAGGACUGUCACGGAGUACCUUAAGCACUACCAGCAAAGCGUAAGGGAACAGCAGCAGAGCAACCCUGGGGCGAGGAAAUUGUUACCCCUUAUCGCCGCACAGAUUUUUCUGGAGAACAGUGAUCUCGAGCACGCCAUCGAAUCGCUCUCUUCUGCGGCGGAGGAUUUGCGGCAGAAGCCGUGCGCCUUGGUGACUCUGGUGACGUGGAAAGUGCAGGUUGGCGACGUGAAUGGGGCGAAGAAGCUUCUCACUGAAUACGCCGCUGCCGCCGCCGCCACAACAAAGGGGGUCCCAACCACCAAGGCCAUUUUGCUGUGGGUGGUGCAGUUCUUCGCUUCACGCGGCCUCAACGCUGACGCGGUAGACGUCAUCCGCGCUGUUCAGCGUGUGUUUCCCACGUUGGAGAGUGACACGGCGACACGUGCACUGCUGGCGCUGUGUCUGUCACACUACGAUAUGCAGGCGGCGCGCGCGUGCAUCGAGACAAUUCCCGAGGCUGGUGUCGGCAGUGAUCUUGCUGCGAAGACACUCACGUCCUCGGCGGUCACCGAGGCGGAGACGCAGCUGCCGUCGCGGCAGCUUCUCGAGAGCCUCGGCUACCACCGCAUUGUGGGCGACAAUGACGGCGUGAGGACGAAGCCGGCGCGCCGUCGUGCGAUGCGGCGGCCACCAAAGAACACCGAGGCACGCAUCGACCCUGAGCGUUGGAUCCCCAUUUCGCACCGCUCAUACAUCAAGGACCUUCCGGAACGCAGAAAGCGGGAGCUGAGGCGCCUGCGCGCGAGUGAACAAGAACAGAAACGCCACGAAGCAGAGAAGCGUAAAGCGAUGGCACAGUGA